UUUGAAAAUUGAAAAAUAGAACAGCACAAAAAUAUCAAUCAAACAUGUUAUCUUCUAAUUCUCCCUCCAUCAACUCCCACCAUUUUCCAGGAAAAUCCUCCACUUUCCGGGAAAACAAACAGUGAGAAGCAUCUAAAUUCUUAAAAAAUGAACUCCUCCAUCAUCCUCAAGUCCACCUUCUUCUCCCCUCUUCAAACCCCAAACCCGAACCCAAAACCCCAAAAACCCAUCUCCAAAUUCUCAAUAAAAUCCUCAAUCCACUCAGACCCAUGGUCACUAAGCGACGGAAACGACAUAUCAAAACCAAAACCCAGAUCAAGAAACGCCAAAAAACCACUCUCAGACGACAACGCAAGGCGCAUAAUCAAAGCUAAAGCACACUAUUUGAGUUUGCUUCGUAAAAACAAGGGCCCACAUGUCCAAACACCCAAGUGGAUAAAAAGAACGCCUGAACAGAUGGUUAAGUACUUGGAGGAUCAUAGAAAUGGACAAAUUUAUGGGAAGCAUGUGAUUGCUGCUAUUAAGACAGUUAGAGGAAUGGCGGGUGUAAGAGAGGAGGAGAGGAAUGUGAGGCUGGUGAUGAGUGGAUUUGUGAGUAAAUUGACGUUUAGAGAAAUGUGUGUCGUUUUGAAAGAACAGAGAGGUUGGAGAGAAGCUAGAGACUUCUUCUUUUGGAUGAAAUUGCAGCUAUGCUACCGUCCAUGCGUUAUUGUCUACACAAUUGUUUUACGAAUAUAUGGACAAGUUGGAAAGAUCAAGUUGGCUGAACAAACUUUCUUGGAGAUGCUUGAAUCGGGAUGUGAACCAGAUGAAGUAGCUUGUGGUACGAUGCUGUGUUCAUAUGCUAGAUGGGGACGUCAUAAAGCUAUGCUUUCCUUUUAUUCCGCUAUACAAGAAAGGGGCAUUGUGCUGUCAGUUUCAGUUUACAACUUUAUGCUGUCGUCUUUGCAGAAGAAAUCACUUCAUGGCAGGGUUAUAGAAUUGUGGAGGCAAAUGAUGGAUAAAGGGGUGACACCCAAUAGUUUUACUUAUACUGUGGUUAUCAGUUCACUUGUCAAGGACGGCCUACAUGAAGAGGCUUUUCGAAUGUUUAAUGAGAUGAAGAAUAGUGGGCAUGUCCCUGAGGAAGUGACAUAUAGCUUGCUUAUUACCAUAAGUACCAAAAAGUAUAACUGGGACGAAGCAGGGAGAUUAUAUGAGGAUUUGAAAUCUCAGGGAUUAGUUCCAAGCAACUUCACAUGUGCUUCCCUUCUGACCAUGUACUACAAAAAUGGAGAUUUUUCUAAAGCUCUUUCUCUGUUUCUUGAAAUGCAAAGCAAGAGAAUUCCCGCUGAUGAAGUAAUUUAUGGACUGCUCAUUAGAAUAUAUGGGAAACUUGGUCUUUAUGAUGAUGCCCAGAAAAUAUUUGAAGAGACUGCAGAACUGGGUUUGCUGAGCGACGAGAAAACAUAUUUGGCAAUGGCACAAGUCCACCUUAAUUCAGGAAAUUCUGAGAAAGCUUUAUAUGUUAUUGAAGUGAUGAAGUCUAGAAACAUUUGGUUGUCAAGAUUUGCUUAUAUUGUUCUAUUGCAGUGUUAUGUUAUGAAAGAAGAUCUCAACUCUGCAGAAGCUACAUUUCAAGCUCUGUCAAAGACUGGACUUCCUGAUGCCGGUUCUUGUAAUGACAUCCUUAAUUUGUAUCUAAAACUGCAAUUGACUGAAAAAGCUAAAAGAUUUAUCACCCAAAUAAGACAAGAUCGAGUACAUUUUGAUGAGGAGCUUUUCAAGACAGCUACCAAGAUACUUUGCAACUGGGGCAUACUAAGCGAUGUGGAACAACUGACAAAAGAGAUGAGCACAAAUGAAUUGCUCAAAGAUAGUAGGUUCUUUUUGACAUUUUUCCAAAUUAUCUAUGGAGAAGACAAGGAAUCUAAAAACUUUCUGGCCUUUGGUCAAUUUGACACUUUGACUCUCCGGUAUAUUCUUACUCUGUAUCUGAGACAUGGUAACUCUAGUAAAAUUGAAGAGAUCAUGAAGCUGUUGCUUGGGACUGGUGGUGGUUUGUCUGUUGUGAAUCAACUAACUAGAAACUUCAUAAGGGAAGGUGAUACUGGAAAAGCUGAGGCACUUAUUGCUCAAGUGACCAAGCUAGGUGGCAGGUUAGACGAUGAAGUAAUUGCUUCUUUGAUUAGUUUGUGUGGCAAAAGACAAAAGCUGAAUCAGGCUCAAGAGGUAUUUGCAGCAACUGCAGACUCCCCACUCUGUGGAAAACCAAUAGUUAACUCAAUGAUUGAUGCAUAUGCCAAAUGUGGCAAAUCAGAGGACGCGUACUCUCUAUAUAAAGAAGUAACUGACAAAGGGCUCAAUCUGGGUGCUGUUGGUGUCACCAUAUUUGUGAAGGCGCUGUCUGAUUGUGGCAAACAUCGAGAAGCGGAACGUAUCGUUCGCACGAGUAUUCAGGAUAUGGAGCUUGAUACUGUGGCUUACAAUGUCUUUAUCAAGGCAAUGCUAGAAGCAGGUAGAUUGCAUUUCGCAGCCAGCAUCUAUGAACGCAUGAUUUCCGUGGGAGUUACUCCAUCUAUUCAGACAUAUAAUACUAUGAUUAGUGUUUAUGGACGAGGUGAUAAGCUGGAUAAGGCUGUGGAGAUGUUCAAUACUGCUUGCUGCAUGGGGGUAUCUUUAGAUGAGAAGGCGUACACGAAUAUGAUUAGCUAUUAUGGCAAGGCUGGAAAGAAGCAUGAAGCAUCUCUUUUGUUCACCAAAAUGCAGGAAGAAGGGAUAAAACCAGGGAAGGUUAGCUACAACAUUAUGAUCAAUGUGUAUGCCCGAGCAGGUUUAUAUCGCGAAGCUGAAGAACUUUUCCAAGCGAUGCAGAGAGAUGGCUGUGCACCGGACUCGACCACUUGUCUUUUACUCAUCCGAGCUUAUACGAAGAGUUUGAAAUACUUAGAAGCAGAAGAAAUCAUUGAUGCUAUGUGGAAGAAGGGUAUUUUACCUUCCUGUUCCCAUUUUAAUCACCUACUCUUUGCUUAUGCAGACGCUGGUCUUGUGGUAGAAGCGGAAAGGGUUUUCAAAAAAUUAUCGACAUGUGGUUUAAGUCCUGAUCUUGCUUGUUACCGGAGUAUGCUUAGAGGAUAUAUGGACUACGGAUAUGUGGAAGAAGGCAUAAAGUUUUUUGAGCAGAUGAGCGAGUCUGUUGUAGAACCUGAUCGAUUCAUUAUGAGUGCUGCUGUGCAUUUAUACAAAUUUGCAGGAAAAGACACCAAAGCCGAAGUGCUUCUGGGAUCCAUGAACAAUAUGAAGAUGUCAUUCUUGAAUAAUCUUCAAGUGGGAGCAAAGGUAGUUAGUACCUAGUAUGUGUCAGCUUUGGUCGGUGAUACAGUGGAUAACUUGGGAACAAAGCGAGAAAGGAAUGUGAAUUUUGAUGAGGACCAAUGGUGACAAAAUUUCCGGUUAUGUAAAAGCGUUGGCCGGCCAUCAUAUAACAUGAUGUUGCAGCUCCAUCUCUAAAGAGGGUCAUGGAAGAUGGUCCAGACAGACUAUACAUGGAAUGGGCGAUGAGUAACUAUGAAAUCCUGCUGCAAGAUUGUAUAGCAGAGAAGACAGGAUGAUGGUGAUGUUGGACUCCAUAAUAUCGUCCACUGGCCAUAAACUGGAGACGGGUACAGAUAUAAUUAUGAAUAGGACAUCUUCACCACAAAGUGCAUGGUGGCUGGGGAUGUGCAUUCCGUUCGAUCAAACCGGACUGAACCAAAUUUACAAGGAUUUAAAAGAUUUUAGAUCGAAAUGAAUCGGUCAGUUUGGUUGGGUUUUUUUGGUUCAGUGCCAAAAUUGAACUAUUUUAUUUUACUUUCAAAAUGAAACCAAAUUGUAAAAAUUAUGUAUUUUAUAAUGUCAAGUGAAAUCAAAUUUGUCGAUUUGGUUCGGUUA
Molecule: messenger RNA, 3909 nt
Organism: Mercurialis annua (annual mercury)
Lineage: Eukaryota; Viridiplantae; Streptophyta; Magnoliopsida; Malpighiales; Euphorbiaceae
Product: pentatricopeptide repeat-containing protein At5g27270
Exons: 8
Coding region: 148-3333 (1061 amino acids)
Molecular function (GO): protein binding
Source: RefSeq, a predicted model, not a curated record